CGCCGGCAAGCCGGGGGUUAUUUCUGUGCGCGGGAGCGCGUCCCGAGGCUUCUCUUGGGGUUAAGCGGCUUCUCCCCAGGAGGAGGGAGAGUGGAGAAUGGGCGUCUGGGUGUGGGACGCCUGCCCUGAGCUCCAGAGAGUUGCUUCCCACGGAGACCAGCGGAAGAGUGGGCGAACAUGAAGUCCAAUCCUGCCAUCCAAGCCACCAUCGACCUCACAGCGGGCGCCAUAGGGGGCACAGCAUGUGUCCUGACUGGGCAGCCUUUCGACACAGUGAAAGUGAAGAUGCAGACGUUCCCCGGCCUGUACAAGAGCUUCACCGACUGCUGCCUGAAGACGUACUCCCAAGUGGGUUUCCGCGGCUUCUACAAGGGGACUGGCCCAGCGCUGAUUGCCUACGUCGCCGAGAACUCUGUCCUCUUCAUGUGCUAUGGCUUCUGCCAACAGCUUGUGAAGAAAGUAGUUGGAUUGGACAAACAGGAGAAGCUGAGUGAACUGCAGACCGCAACUGCGGGGUCCUUCGCCUCCGUGUUUGCUGCGCUGGCCCUGUGCCCCGAGCUUGUGAAGUGCCGGCUACAGACCAUGUACGAAAUGGAAAUGUCAGGGAAAAUAACAAAAAGCCAGAACACAGUCUGGUCCGUCGUGAAGAGUAUCCUUAGAAAGGAUGGCUUCUUGGGCUUCUACCAAGGACUUUCGAGCACUCUACUUCAAGAAGUACCGGGCUAUUUCUUCUUCUUUGGUGGCUGUGAACUGAGUCGAUCAUUUUUUGCCUCAGGGAGAUCAAAAGACGAACUAGGCCCUGUCCCUUUGAUGCUAAGUGGUGGAAUUGCUGGAAUUUGCCUUUGGCUUGUCAUAUACCCAGUGGAUUGUAUCAAAUCCAGAAUUCAGGUUCUUUCCAUGUCUGGAAAACAGGCUGGAUUUAUGGGAACUCUUGUAAGUAUUGUGGAAAAUGAAGGAAUAGCAGCCUUAUAUUCUGGAAUGAAAGCUAUUAUGAUUCGAGCAUUCCCUGCCAAUGGAUCACUAUUUUUAGCUUAUGAAUAUAGCAGGAGGAUGAUGAUGAGCCAGUUUGAAGCAUAUUGAAGUGUCUUGGUGAACUGGAUCUAAGUAAAUGCCUUAGAGGACUAUAGUUUAUCUCUGGUUUCAUGGAGUACUGGACCAAUGUGGAAUUAUUUUUUACUUCAUGGGAAUUUUGUUUUUGUCUUCCCUUCUUCUACCCUAAACUUUAUGGAAGAUCUUCUAUUUUACAUCAUAUAAUUUCUACCCAUAAUUGUAUUAAAAUAGAAGAUGACUGCUCUUGUGUUUGGUGGGAUAUACAGAGUGAGCUGGUGGUCUGUGAACCUGUUCUGAAUGCUAAAUCUAGUUAUAUCACGGCUGUUGCAUAAACCUGUACAUGUACAUGCAGUUUAGUUGGUUAUCUGUUGUGAGUAAAACAGUUUGGUCCCAUGUUUAAUGUCAUAUCAGCAGAAAGAGGUAACCAUGUUUCAUGAAGAUGAUCAUAAAUGAUAGCUUAACCCAUUCUGCUUAACAUGUUCUCUAUA
Molecule: messenger RNA, 1538 nt
Organism: Panthera uncia (snow leopard)
Lineage: Eukaryota; Metazoa; Chordata; Mammalia; Carnivora; Felidae
Product: mitochondrial ornithine transporter 1-like
Exons: 1
Coding region: 178-1080 (300 amino acids)
Biological process (GO): mitochondrial L-ornithine transmembrane transport
Molecular function (GO): L-ornithine transmembrane transporter activity
Source: RefSeq, a predicted model, not a curated record